UAGCCAAGAUGGCGGAGCGGAGACGGGGCCGCGAAGCUUCUGGAAGUGCGGGGCGGCGGGAAGCUGGUGGUAGCCCGGGUGGAGGGUCGGCAGCAGCAGCCUCGGGCAGCCCAGCCCGCACCCCCGGCGUUAAUGCCUUCGCCAACGACGGCAGCUUCAUGGAGCUCUUCAAGAAGAUGGAGGAGGAGAAGCAGAGGCGGGAAGCGAGCGGCACUGACGCGGAGAACGGCGGCAAGCGCGGCCCCGAGGCUGGGAGCGACGGCCAUUCCAGCAGGAAACCCACGCUGAAUAUUGUGGGAAAGCGGCGAGGUGGGGCAAAGCUAGCCCUCAAGACGGGAAUGGUAGCCAAGAAACACAAGGCUGAUGAGGAGGCUGAGGCACGUGGAGGAGAUGCGUGGGCAAAAUACAUGGCAGAGGUGAAGAAGUACAAAGCACAUCAGUGCAGUGAUGACGACAAAACCCGGCCUCUUGUUAAAUAGCCUCAUCUGCAAGCCCACGCAGACAAGAACUGUAUUAUAUUUUACACCGUUCAGAUCAAGUCCUCAACCCAUUGCCCUGACUGUACAGACAGUAUGAGAUUUUUGAUGGCCUGAAAUAUGUAUUUAUUUGAAUUUGUGGUUUGACAACAACACCUGCAAAACAUCGAAUGCAUCGUUUAAUUUUUAUCAUUAUAAUCCAAUUUCAGUGAUUAUUAGUGUACAGCCCCUGUUGUAGCUAUCCACAUACUGGUUUCUCCAUAGAACAUGGUUUUCAGAUACUUUUAAUCUUUAUUUUUUAUAAUAUGCACGAUUAUAGCGCCAAUUGUCAGUAAACAGAAAGCUCCAUGCAUAUUUGAUCUUCUGUGCCUGCAGUUAUUAGCUAUAGAACUGUAGACAAUUUUUGAAAUGUGUAUAUAAUAUUUCAUACUUUGACCUCCCCUUGGCAAGUGUAUUUACCAGGUUGGUGUCAGCAAAUAUUGGGACUAUCUGGCUUGUUCUUGGUCUGGUUCUAUGUUUUGUGCAUUUCUUUGAAGAGCCUAGUGCCUGAGUGUUGCUGCUAUAUCUGUUUUCUUUUGGCCCCCAAGGGUAAGAGGCAAUAGUAGGACGUGUUUCUUGUUUACGCUAUUAGAUCUACAGGAGACAGUGACCAAACUGGGUCUUGACUGGACUUCACGCCUUUUUAUCCUGGGGGUGAGGUCUAUCCAGUGAAGAAAGCUGAGGAUGUGAUUGCCAGUGUUCCAGUGGAUCAGGCACAGCCAUGAGUGAGUGACCCAGCAUGGUUGGGGGGAGUAGUGUAAACACAGGAAUUAGAGCAGGGUUAGCAAAGGUUCCUCAAGGUCACAAAACUACCUCAGAUGUAACUAGUGGAACAUUUUCACAUAACCUCACUGAGUUUUCACCCGGGUGGUGGUCACCUUCCACAACUGCAAGUAGAAGACUUAGUUUUGCUUGAUUGAAUUUCCUUACCCAUAAAUACCCACUAAGCCUGUUACAUUGUGGUGUUCAAUGUCCCUGCCUGCUAAACCUGGAGUGCUCUGUGAGACUUCACUCAAAAAUAAUACCAAAUGGUGAGUGGGGGGGGAGUGACUUCAGGGAAUGGGUUUGGUGAUUACAUUAUAGAUGGAGUGUCAGGGAGAGAGAAGCAGUUUUCCUUUGCUUUUGGCUCAUAGUGGAGAUCAGGAAGAAACAACCGAUCUUGCAAUUGUAUCAGUGUCUUGUAAGUUCCAAAGCUGCAAGCUAUAUGGUUAAAUGCAGAGUGGGCAGUUGAUAUUUUUGAUAGAUGUUUGGUUGUAAACAACACAAGAUUUCCUGAAAUAUGUGUGAGGGGUGGGAAGGAAAGCAGCCAGAAUAUUACAAGAGGUCUUCAGUUAAAACAAUCAGUGUGAAGAUUGUUUCUACUCCUCUGAAUUUGAUUUCCUACCACUCAAUCUUUCUGGAUUUGUAUCCUUGUUUCACAAUUUCUCUUUCAUGCGUUAAAUGUAAAGCAUGUCCAGAAACAGUGUAGUUUCCCAGUCUUACCGCGCCUGGGGCAUGUCAUCUCCUCUCAGUAACAGAACAGCGUAGUGACUGAUUCAUCUUCCAGGUGCUUGCUUUGGUAUUAAAAAUGUGUACUGCGC
Mobula hypostoma (lesser devil ray) is the source of this 2095-nucleotide messenger RNA. It is a transcript of the gene trir, whose product is annotated as telomerase RNA component interacting RNase. The record is from RefSeq and is a predicted model, not a curated record. The transcript is spliced from 3 exons. Bases 9 to 479 code for a protein of 156 amino acids. Lineage: Eukaryota; Metazoa; Chordata; Chondrichthyes; Myliobatiformes; Myliobatidae. Gene Ontology annotation, molecular function: 3'-5' exonuclease activity; 5'-3' exonuclease activity.